Musca vetustissima is the source of this 2475-nucleotide messenger RNA. It is a transcript of the gene Cog2, whose product is annotated as conserved oligomeric Golgi complex subunit 2. The record is from RefSeq and is a predicted model, not a curated record. Gene Ontology annotation, cellular component: membrane; COG complex. Lineage: Eukaryota; Metazoa; Arthropoda; Insecta; Diptera; Muscidae. The transcript has 6 exons. Gene Ontology annotation, biological process: protein transport; Golgi organization; intra-Golgi vesicle-mediated transport.
AUGAUCGAGUCAACAAAGAACCCUUUGACGAGGGAAACCAAUGUGGGCGAGAAAUUGUGUUUUGAUAAAAAUGAAUUUUUGAAGACCAACUUUUCCGUGGAUGAAUUUUUACACAAGAAUCGUAAUGUCUCGAGCUUGGAACUACUGCGUGAUGACUUGGGAUUGUAUUUGAAAAGUCUACGCGCCUCCAUGAUUGAUUUAAUCAAUGAGGACUAUGAAGAUUUUGUUAGUUUGUCGGCAAAUCUGGUGGGACUGGAUCAGCUGAUUGAUACCAUUGAAAAGCCGCUGGAACAAUUUCGCGAAGAAAUACAGGGCAUUAAGACGAUGAUCGAUGAAAAUAUUUCAGAGAUACGACAAAAUUUAAAUGCCAAGGCAGAGCUACGGAAUACCCGGCGUAACUUACAAAGUCUUAAAAAGGUCUAUGAAACAACACACAAGCUGGAAGAUUUGCUGGCAAAUCAAUUAAAGGAUGAAACUAAAAUUGUGGAUUUGGAAAGGGCGGCCCUAGAUUUAGUCCAGCUGAAAUUCAAUGAAAAGUUCUGCAGUAAUUAUUUGAAUACAGAUCUACAGACAAAUAUACGGAAUCUAGAAUCGGAAGUUCAUAAAAAAUUGAGAGCCCUGCUGAAGGCCUCUGUGAAUAAGUCCAGUGCAAAUUGUUCGGAGCUAUUGGAACGUUGUCUAAGAAUCUAUUUAACCCUCGAUGCCUGCCAUGAGGCAGAGGUGGCCUUCAAAGAAGAUGUUGUGGCUCCAUAUAUGUCCGAUAUUAUAUCCGAACAUAGUCUGCAACAAACACCACAAGGACUGGCGGGUAUUUAUAGUAAAGUUCUCAACUUUAUAUCGCUGCAUAUGACCGAUUUGUUGCGGCUCACCCAAUACACCGAUAAGCUGAAGGGUUUCAAUUUUGUGGUUAAUAGUUUUUGGUCAGAUGUGGAGAUGCGUUUGGAAAAUCACAUGUCCUCGAUAUUUGCACCGGGCAACUCGGAGGUGUUCUAUGCAAAAUAUAAAUGUACUCAAGAUUUUCUGAGUAAAAUUGAAGAACUUCUAGCCAGUGCGGAGGCUAUUGAGGUGUUUCGCCAGCACAAGCAGACCAAGACAUUUCAGGGAAGAUGGAAUUUGCCGGUCUACUUUCAAAUAUGUUUUCAGGAAAUUGCUGGCAAAUUUGAAGCCAUAUUGGAACCACCCGUAUCCGAUGAUAUGCUAAACACAAAUAAAGACGAACACUUUCAAUUGAAACCCUUCACUAAAGCCCUACAAGCCAUAAACUCCUGUUGGUCUGAGGGUGUUUACCUCGCAGAACUUUUUCCCAAAUUCUAUAAACUUCAUGUCCAAAUACUAUUACGUCUAUCCCACUGGAUUCAGGUGGUCCUGAAGAGUAUAACAUCGAAGCAAACCUCUACAACUCAUUCGUUAAAAAUGAAAAAUACCAUCCUGCUAACAGCUUUACAUUCCGAUAUUAAUAAAUUGCUGAAAAUGCUUGCCACGCAAGAAAACGAAAUGGUCUUGGCCAAUUUGAAGUUGACAUCAAUGCAAAAAAUUCCACCAAAUCAAUUGGAACUUGUUAAAGAUGCUGUGACAAAAUCAUUUAAAGAUUUACAAUCGAAUUUCUCGGAAUAUUUGUUGGGAAUUCAGCGAGCCAUUGUCGAUAGUUUAAUUGUGGAAUGUGGUCCGGAUAAUGUGAAGCAAGUUAAUGAUUUGCCACGUCUUUAUCGUAAAACAAAUCGUGAAGUACCAACACGUUGUUCCACCUAUGUGGAACAAAUGCUGAAGCCAAUGAAAGUAUUUACCGAGGAAUACAAUGAAAAAUUGGAUAAAUCGACGGUGCAUAGUAUUUUGGAAUUGGUGCUAAACAAAAUCACAACAGAUUAUCUGGAGGCUGUUAAAGACGUCUUAACAUCUGUCCAAAAAACCGAAGAAUCUUUGCGCCGCCUCAGAAGUCUCAAAGGUGGAAAUGGCCAACAACAACAACCACCAGUAGUAGCUGGUGGUGCUGCGGGUGCGGCUUCUGCCAUGUCAGAUGAUGACAAAAUACGUUUACAAUUACGUGUGGAUGUAUCAUCAUGGACCAAUGAGCUAUCAAAAUUGGGUUUUAUGCCCACCGAAGUUGAGAAAUUAAUGGAAUUGAACAGCAUUGUUGAAGAAAGUAUUAAGGGAAAGUAGUCGAAAAGCUCCUCUGUUGGGGGUUAUCUGGAGGCUGUUAAAGACGUCUUAACAUCUGUCCAAAAAACCGAAGAAUCUUUGCGCCGCCUCAGAAGUCUCAAAGGUGGAAAUGGCCAACAACAACAACCACCAGUAGUAGCUGGUGGUGCUGCGGGUGCGGCUUCUGCCAUGUCAGAUGAUGACAAAAUACGUUUACAAUUACGUGUGGAUGUAUCAUCAUGGACCAAUGAGCUAUCAAAAUUGGGUUUUAUGCCCACCGAAGUUGAGAAAUUAAUGGAAUUGAACAGCAUUGUUGAAGAAAGUAUUAAGGGAAAGUAG